Molecule: messenger RNA, 282 nt
Organism: Cyanidioschyzon merolae strain 10D
Lineage: Eukaryota; Rhodophyta; Bangiophyceae; Cyanidiales; Cyanidiaceae
Exons: 1
Coding region: 1-282 (93 amino acids)
Cellular component (GO): mitochondrial membrane
Source: RefSeq, a predicted model, not a curated record
AUGCUUCGGCCUUUACAGCAGAAUCCUUUCUUUCGUGUUGGACUUCCGUUCCUGACCCUGAUGGUCGCGAGUCUCUACGGGGUAACGUACCUGCUCGAAGGUCGCUACGAACUAGACCGCACCCGUCGGCGGCUCGAGAGGCACGCGGGCACUGCAGUGUCGAGCACAACCAGUGCUCCAUCCAGAACCGAGAGCGUGGAAAACGCAGAAGCUCCACCAAGUGCGUAUGUAAAUAUUCCGGUGCCGGGUCGAGCGCGUUCGAGCACGAGCGGAACGCGUUGA